Paramacrobiotus metropolitanus is the source of this 3842-nucleotide messenger RNA. RefSeq lists its product as uncharacterized. Gene Ontology annotation, cellular component: plasma membrane. Gene Ontology annotation, biological process: synaptic signaling. Gene Ontology annotation, molecular function: protein binding; zinc ion binding. The record is from RefSeq and is a predicted model, not a curated record. NCBI's taxonomy places the organism in Eukaryota, Metazoa, Tardigrada, Eutardigrada, Parachela, Macrobiotidae.
GUGUGAAUAAGGCUAGUUAAGCUGUACGGAUGUGCAGUCAGGUUAUUGUAAUCGGGCCGCCAUUUAAACGUCCUCGUCAAUUUGUUUGUCCAUUUAGCACUAUUAACAAAUACACCUGAAUUCGGCGGCAAUUUGGAUGCUGCAGACGGAAUAUUACGAGGAACGGGUUCGGUUCAGUGCUCAAUGUGGCACAAAAAGCUAGCUUGUCGCUGAUAAGGAGUGGAAGCAGCUGCCAGUUUUGCGGCUCUCUGGGCGCCCUUUUGGAAAGUCAGAGCGGAAAUAUAAGAAGCGUGGCAGGCAUAACUGCGGUCGAAUCUCUCUGCGCUCUUCUGCGCCACGAGUAGAAUGGAUAGCAAAGACAAUAUCGGGAGCGGAGAUAUAUGAUGAAAUUCCCUGAAAACAUGGUUUGGUGGAAGAUUCUGAUUGUGGCGGUUUUGUUUGCGUAAACAAGUCAACAACGACAUGCCGUGGACAGCGUGUCAUUUUGCAAAUGGAUAAUUCGGAAAUACUGCCCCACUCUCAUCGUGGAUAUUAUCGGCAAUGUGGGAUUUCGAAGGUUACUCCCAGGAUGAUUGGCAAAGAGGAGAUUCUCCCGCGGGAAUACCAUUCUAUAUCAACCACAAAGAACAAACUACACACUGGGACCAUCCACUUCUUACGAAAAUAUUUGCAGAGGAUAUAGCAUCCUACAAUGACGUGCGAUAUGCGGCCUACAGGACGGCACUUAAAUUUCGGACAUUAUCAAACCGGUUACAAUUGCACCAGAUUAAAUUAUCGACAAUCCGGAGUGUCCUAAAACAGCAUGGAUACGAGGCCGUGUACCAGAAUCAUACACUCAUUCCCUGUGUAGAAUUAGAGACUUUAGUGGCCGACAUCUACCUGAGUGCCCGUCGCGAACUGCCCAGCAUUGAUCAGCCCGAAGUGAAUGCUGAAUUAUUAUUAUGUUUGCUGCUGAAAUUAUACGAUACAAAUCGAUGCGGUACCAUUAAAUUGAUUUCCGCCAAAAUUGGAUUGGCUCUGCUCGCAUCCGGCUCUUACUUGGAAAAGUGGAAAUACAUUUUAGGCGAAUUGUUCGAUUACAACCGGUGUUUAAGUCGUAAAAAUGCCUUUAACCUCCUGGUUGAUGUGGCCCGAAUACCUGAAAUUUUGGGUGAGAAGCGCCUGUUCGGGACACAUUUGGUUCCGGCAGCCGUUGAAAGCCUAUGGAUUCGCGGUCGUCCCACGAGUGUCGGACUGACAGAAGAUGGCUUCCGUCAUUGGUUGAGAGACGAACCACAAACACUUGUUUGGCUAAGUACCAGCUACCGUAUUCGACAGGCCGAACGGAUACGGCAUCAUAUCAAAUGUUCGGUGUGCCGAACUCAGCCAUUCAAUGGAUUACGCUAUCGGUGUUUGCGAUGCUACAACUACAACAUGUGCCAGAACUGCUUCUUCACCGGCAAAUUCAACAAAUCCCACCGCCUACGGCAUCCCAUCCGCGAAUAUUCCUCCUACGUCACCGCCGGCCAGGAGACAAAAGAUCUCAUUAAGAUCAUGAGGAAUCGCGUCUUUCGCGGGGAAGAUUAUGAGCCCAAGCCCCGCUACAUGCCCAUUUUACCGGAUUCGGCGUCGGCGAUGGAAUUCGCGGCCGGUGCCGACUCGGAUCGCGAGCCGGACACCGCCGAUAAUCGGUCGCGCUCGACAGCGCCCAGUCACGGUAACAGUACCGGUACACCAUCGGGGAGUGUCAGUGCGGUGAAUAAAAAAGACUUUGAGGUGGAUGUGGAAGUAAUUAGCGAGCUAGAUAGCGCGCACGGCGGCAUUAGCGAUUUGCAGUCCGAAAGAAAUUACAUGCCGCGAUCGAUCUCUGAGCCCAUUGACGCGCACUUCCGUUUGGCAUUACAGCAGCCGCCGACUGUGCCGGAAGAUGCACUGGCGGAAGAAGCGGAUGGUGCAGGCCGACCGGCGGUGGAUGUGACAAUCAAAUCUCUGGAUAAUCAAACUCAAAUUACCACGCCGGCCCAGCCGAGCGUGGUACCUAAAGAUAACCCGCCGGCUGUAACUGUACCACCGCUGCCGGUAUUAUGGGAACCACAGAUACCCGCGCCUGUAAUCAUGAAAGAACGCUCAGUGAGACAGGAACCUCCGGCGCAUCCCAGCCCAGCAACGACAAAGCGCCAAAUCAGUGCAGUCACCGCACAAAUUCUCAACUACACCGAGGUGGACGUCCUUCUACCGAAAGUCCAACCUUCAGUUCCCAGUAUUCCCGUGAAAGGCAAGACCAAAUAUACAGAAGUUGUUAUCAAUAAACCGCCAACAAAGUCAGCAAUCAGCGUUCAGAACGACCAGCAACGUGUCGGUCAGUCGAGCAGCAGUGAGUUCUCUACCCUGGACUACAUUGACGCGAGCCCUCGGGGAGAACCGCCCAUUCAGUAUGAGCGCAUCCAGCCACGCUCCUUGUAUCCCAAAGUCAUUAGCAAGAGUUCUGUCGAGGUCCAGACGGAUGUCGCGGAGCGCGCAGUAAAUUUAGAUGAGAUUCGACGACAGGUCCAUGUUAUGCAGCGGGAAAACAGAGAACUUCACGAUCAGUUUGACGCCAUGCAUCGACUAGUCGAUUCUUCAUCGCCCUCACCUGAACUCAUCGUCGAUCGAAGUAAACUCGAGCAUGCCAUCUCGCGCAAUGCUAAUUUUGAAGCACAACUUGAGCAUUUAGAGAAGAUGCUAGUGGAUAAUAUGGGUCCGCGCACGGCGCCUAACGGUUACGACAAACGUUCACUGGGCCGGCCGCCGGUGGAGAAAUGGCCCGGGAUCGGAUCACGACCCCUUCCCGGAGCCUACAAUUACGUCGGCCGCUCUGGGAGUUUCAAUGAUUCACUGUACCACCCUAACGACACCCGCCUGCCUCCCUUCCCGGUUGAUAAUCAAGUUCCUAAAGCCAUUUCGGAUCCCAAUACUCCACUGAAGCGCAGCGCCGCCCCGCCCCCUCCGCAGCGUCACCUGCCGGUCGCCGAGACAAACGGCGUCCAUUACCAUCCUAUCCUCGAUGAACUAGAGGAAAAGCUGCGCUUACUGAAUGCUCCACUGACGCCUCGCGAUCUCAAACAUCCCUUCUGGCACCAUCUGAAGGAGAAAUUCGAAUCGGUCAUGGGCCAGCCGAAUCGCAGUCCGGCCGUGGGCAGUGUGUCGUAUCAGAGUUAUGGGAAAAUCGACAAAGACUACGCCCAUACACCGGCCAAUUACGGUCGGAAUAUUGCGUAUAAUUCCACUUUGGAUGUGUCCGACCACCUAAUACCGGGCAUUGCCCAUCCCAGUCCCAAUGAAUCUCAGUCGAGUGGCUUCUCCUCGGGGCGGGAGACGGAUCUGAAGUGGGAGGAAGAGCGCAGUGUAUCGGCUAAUUAUCGGAUGCCGCGCAGUAAAUCCCUGGGCUUAGCGUCGCACCGGCAAGUCAGUGAUGAUAUUGCACAACUGGACAAACUGCUGGAGUGGUUGGAUGAGUUCAAGAAAUCCACAUGAGGAUAUACAGGCGUCUAAUUAGAUUAUGAAUAUUUGAUGAACCGAUCAUAUUCCAAGUGACAACACUCACUGCGGACGUCAAGUGUUGAAUCGGAUGAUUUUUGUCUCUUAACAAGUUGCGAAAUGGCUGUGAAGUUUUACCUUGAGAAGUGGAAUUUUAUGUUGACUUUGGGAUUAAUUUGCGGCUCCUUAUGUUGCGCUUGAAUGGCAUUUUUUGUUGGUACAAGUGGUCUCGCGCUCUCGUUUAUUGUCAAGUUUAUGCUUAUGAAGUUUUGUUUGGAUGUUUUCCUUUAUUAUACAGAUCUGUGAGUGUAUUUGUGCUGGUUGAAGUUAUAAAUUUGAUUCUAUUC